AUGUCCGGAGUCUGGAAGAACAAGGACGGCGUGGGACAAUACACGAAGGUUAUGCACGAGACGAUCGACGUCAAGCGAUUCGACAUCCUCGGUUGGGCCGGCGCGGGCAACGAGGUUUUCGUUAAGAUCUUCGUCGAGGCCACGGUGAAAGCCACCGGGAAGACGUUCAAGACCGACAUGCUGCACAACUGGACGGUGAAUGACGCCGGGCUGUUCUGCCGGUUCGUCGAGUACUGCGACACCGAUGCGGUGGUCAAGGCUCACCAGGCGGGUUAG
This is a messenger RNA of Klebsormidium nitens, 276 nucleotides long. Lineage: Eukaryota; Viridiplantae; Streptophyta; Klebsormidiophyceae; Klebsormidiales; Klebsormidiaceae. The record is from the annotation of a GenBank genome assembly.